This is a messenger RNA of Bufo bufo (common toad), 1029 nucleotides long. RefSeq names its product PAXX non-homologous end joining factor (gene PAXX). Gene Ontology annotation, biological process: double-strand break repair via nonhomologous end joining. Gene Ontology annotation, cellular component: nucleus; site of double-strand break; nonhomologous end joining complex. Lineage: Eukaryota; Metazoa; Chordata; Amphibia; Anura; Bufonidae. The coding region runs from base 30 to 626 and encodes 198 amino acids. The transcript is spliced from 7 exons. Gene Ontology annotation, molecular function: molecular adaptor activity. The record is from RefSeq and is a predicted model, not a curated record.
GGAAGUGAAGUUUGAAUUUACUACUGACAAUGGAGGCUGAGCCCUGGUCCACCCUGUGCACGGUCAGCCAUGCCAGCCAGCGGUACCUGUGCCUCUGCAGAGUCCAGACUGGCACCGACCUCAGGAUACAUGUGACUAACAGCAAUGAAGUGUGGAGGACGGACCCCAUAGAGGAGGCCCUGGAGGAAUGGGACGCGGUUCGUAAUGUGACCUCACGUGAUCUGGUGAGCAAAUUGCGGGAACACUUCCAGAGCAGCCCCCCGCUUCUAGAGGUGCAGGGCAGCAUUGCGAGCUUGUCUUUCCAGGUGGAUUCUGGGAAGUUUUCCCUGGACCUUUUAAAGGUUCCCAUCUCUGAGGCGCGAGCGCAGGUGCAAGAUGUGUUAUUCCACUUGUCAGAUCGAGUGAGGAGUUUAGAGGCGCUUCUUAAAGAUAGGGAGGACAGCGCCGCUCCGUCCGUCAGUCCAGCGAAGCAAUCGCAGAGGAACCAGCUGCUCCUUAUUCCAGAUGUUAGAAAGAAAGGUUUUGGGGGGUCGUCCUCACAGGUGAAGAAGAGGCUCCCCGGGGAAUCGCUUAUUAAUCCUGGCUGUAAGAGUAAAAAAGCAGCCAAGGGGGUCGAUUUUGAAUAAUCAUGAGGACGUGCAGGAAGGUAACGUCAUCUUAAACCGGCGGUGGCCAUUUUGUGAUCUUAAGCAGGAGGUGGCCUCUAUGUACAAGGAACCUGCAACUCACGAAAGUAGAAAAUGCAUAUUAUUACAUUAGGGAAGAGCUUUGUGGCGUUACCACAACCUCAAUAUUUCCCUAUGGGGAUAAAUUCACGGAUCGAUAGCAAAAAUUCCAAUAUGGCCGCCAGUACUUUUUAUUGUAUCUUGCAUUUGCGACCGCAUUGGCAUUUAUUGCUUGCAAUGUCGCAAUUCGACCUUGUUGUCACGCCCUAACUAUGAAGCAGAACAUUAAGGAAGUGAUAUUGACGCCAAAAGUGGCCAUGGAGGUUCCGACGGAUGGAACUCUACCCCAUCAGUUGAAAUUCUC